Iphiclides podalirius (scarce swallowtail) is the source of this 1296-nucleotide messenger RNA. The record is from the annotation of a GenBank genome assembly. Lineage: Eukaryota; Metazoa; Arthropoda; Insecta; Lepidoptera; Papilionidae.
AUGGAACCGAAUCCGCUGCCGUUGGAAGUGGACGACGAGGGCCGUCCGCCCCAAGGUUCUUCUACUGGAAGCGGUUCAUCGUCGGGCACGGGAUAUUAUGCACAGAAGAACGGUGAAUGGCGCGGCGAUAAGAGGAUGUUGGACAUAACCAGAGAUAAGCCCGUCAAAGUUUGCGUGCGUGUUGUGGUUCCGGUUCGAGAUCAUCCUAAAUUUAACUUCGUCGGUAAGCUGUUAGGACCGAAAGGUAACUCUCUGAAGAGGCUUCAAGAGGACACUAUGUGCAAGAUGGCUGUUCUUGGACGUGGUUCCAUGAAAGAUCGUCAAAAGGAAGAAGAGCUUCGCGUAUCAGGGGAUCCGAAGUUCGCGCAUCUCUCCGAAGAGCUGCACGUCGAGAUAAGCGCCUUCGCCACACCGGCCGAGGCGCACGCGCGCAUAGCUUAUGCAUUGGCUGAGCUGCGGAGGUUCCUCGUACCGGAUUACAACGACGACAUAAGACAAGAGCAGAUGCUGGAAAUGCAGAUAUUGUCCUCGCAAAAUGAACAGCGGAGACUGACCCCUCCGAAUUCUUCUAGAAGCGGCAGUGAGGAGACCCUACCGCUGAGGGAUGCGACACCAAAGCAAAGAAUGCCAAACGUUCAGCCGGCUCCCGUGCCGACGUCUCAUCCGGCUGCCAUCGCGAUAAACCACGGCCCGACCGCCAGGGAUUUCUCCCCACCAGCCCCUACACCGGCACCGGAACAUAUCCCCGCGACCCAUCACCAGAUAGCGGCCGGUCACCCAAGUCACGGGGUUCUUGUUGGAAGUGGCGUACUUCAGCAGCCGCCAACUCAUCAUUUACUCACGCAGAAUUCGAUACUAGGUGGCGGCGAUAUCCUAGGUCUGAGCAGCCCUGUGCUAGGUGGGGUUUUACACGCCCACCCUGCUUUGCGAGGCGUGAAGCCCGCGACUAUGCACGCCCUCGCGACGCAAGGCUUCCUCUACUAUAUGGUGCUGUGCCGGUGCAUUCUCCGGCGAGACUGCCCAUUCGCGCAACAGGAGUUGCAUCACCAGACGCUGAUGGAGCUCCUUCCAGGUGCGGGUGGGGCUGCGAGCGCGGCGCGCAAGCGGCCGCUGCUGGGUGGCGCGCGGGCGGCCAUGUCGCCGACUAAGCGCGCCGUCAUCUCGCUGCUGGCGCGCGCGCGCGCCGCCACCCACAAGCACGCGCCCGCGUGGCCGGCGCCGCACGAGCACUCAGCCCUACUGCCAUUGAUUCGCGACGAGUUUGUAACAGGCGUGGGGGUCAAUAUCAAUUUAGCC